Messenger RNA from Vespa mandarinia (Asian giant hornet), 1181 nucleotides. RefSeq names its product arylalkylamine N-acetyltransferase 1. Lineage: Eukaryota; Metazoa; Arthropoda; Insecta; Hymenoptera; Vespidae. Gene Ontology annotation, molecular function: N-acetyltransferase activity. The record is from RefSeq and is a predicted model, not a curated record.
CAAAAUACUUCAGAUUAGUUUCUUAAAAAGUUUAACCUAUGCGAUUUUGGCUACAAAUCGUUGAAGUAUCGCUACGGUCGACGAACGGUAAACCACAUUCACACGUAUAGCUCCGUUAUUUGUUUUAUAUAUGCUAUCUAUCGGCAUUUUAGUCGAUAAAUAUAUUUAGCAACGUGCGCACGAGCAAUUCCUAUCUUUUAUUUACGCAUUAUUUCACGAAGCGAACGGUUUUCACGGCAGAUCGACGAUGAAAUAUAGAGAAACAUGGUAUCGUUGCUUUCAAGAUUAAUCGCCAAUACUAAAACUUUUCAAGACGUCAAACUUUUUCGGAGUAUCGAAAAACUUCGAUAUUUGCAAUCUCGUUUUAAUGCUUCGGAAAAGCAUACAAUAUGCAUUUGUCCCGAGCCGCCAACUUAUAUUACUCGCUUGGCAAUGCCUAUUGAUUAUGACAAUGUAAUAAAUUUCAUGUGCAAGACUUAUUUUAAAGAGGAGCCAAGUAUUGUAAAUAUCGGUCUUAGUAAUAUAUCACCAACAGCUUCCAUAUUGAAGAUCUUGCAAGAGAACCUUAAGAACGGCAUGACGAUAAUCGCAGAAAAUCAACUCCGUUGCAUAAUCGGUGCUGCUGUAAACAUUUGUUCAUGUCCGUGGGAACCAAAAAAAAUUAAGGAAUAUGCGAAAUGUUGCGAGGAAGAGGGUCUAGUGCGCGACCUGAUAGAGUUUUAUUCUUAUGUAUCUCUUAAGCCAGAUGUUUGGAAUCGUUAUUGCGUUCACAAGGUGUUUGAAUGCAACUAUGUGGCGGUUGACCCAGAAUAUCGCGGAAUGGGUAUAGCCAAGAAGCUCAUUGAAGAGAGUUGGUAUCUCGCACGAGAUUGUAGUUAUCGAUUGUUCCGUAUCGACUGUUCUAACAUAUAUACAGCUAUAAUCGCAGAAGGUUUUGGAUGGACUAAAAUAUGUACGAUACCUUAUUGUCGAUACGUCAAGAAUGGCGAAAUGGUAUUCCAAAAUAUACAAGAACCUAAUACAGAAAUUAAAGUUUAUAUCGAUCAUGUCAAGUUUCUUAAUGCAUACCAUCUGCCAUAUAAAAGUUGUAAGUUCAAGUGAUCCGUUCAAAGAUAUACAAGAGGAAGAGAUAAUCUCUUUUAAAAAAUUAUCUAAGCUUCUUUAUUUAAUGUCUCACUGUU